Populus euphratica (Euphrates poplar) is the source of this 3693-nucleotide messenger RNA. RefSeq names its product G-type lectin S-receptor-like serine/threonine-protein kinase SD2-5. The transcript has a single exon. The record is from RefSeq and is a predicted model, not a curated record. The coding region runs from base 1029 to 3479 and encodes 816 amino acids. Gene Ontology annotation, biological process: protein phosphorylation. NCBI's taxonomy places the organism in Eukaryota, Viridiplantae, Streptophyta, Magnoliopsida, Malpighiales, Salicaceae. Gene Ontology annotation, molecular function: protein serine/threonine kinase activity; ATP binding.
AUUGGAUCUAUCAAACCAUUUGUAACCAUCCAUAGUUUGACGUUUUGGAACUUCGAAGAAAAAAUCCAUAUCAACUCAGAUCUCUUCGAAGACUUUUCAGCUCUUAGACUAUUGAUGACACGGGCAUUGCAUACACAAAACAUUUUGUUUAUAGAAGCCAGCCAGCCAGAACAGAUAAGACUCAUGUUUGCAGGUCCUCUUGUCUCUGCAACAACAACAGAAAUGAGGUAUUAGCUACACCUACCAACCUCUCUGUUUCUCCAACACUUCACGUUUCUCGUCCUUUCAGCUAUUGCUCAACAAAAGAACUCAGCUUUCUUUGAAUCUGCACCCCCUUAUCAUCUUUCACAUAUUGUCUGUCGUACAACGAUGUUGGUCUGAAUUUAUGGUCGAUUUGAAGAGUGCCCAUCAAUGAAAAUUGACGGUUCUCUUCCUCCUCCUUUGGUACUUCUCAAAUUUCAUACCUGAAAGGUACCCUUCAAUCAGCUGUCAUUCUUGAUUAUGAAUUUGGCGUUUCUCAUGGGUGGUCCUGGGACUUGAAGUUGUCUACGUACCCUGUUCUUGAGGGUACAUAGGCUGUGUCUAUUGGCCUGUUUCCUUGACUGACCAUUUUGGUUUCUCUUUCAUUUUGAUUUGGUACCCUUUCAAUCAGCUGUCAUUUUGUCCAAAUUGAAGGGAAGAAAGUUUAGAAGAGGGGUCAUCUUCUUUCACAUAUAUUCAUGUUGAAUUUUUUGUUCAUACAAUUCUAUACUUUAGAAUUCAGUUGCCUAGCGUUAUCCUUUUCUUCUGAUACCUGAAAUUGUCCUCAACUUGGAAUUGUUAGCUUUAGAUGUACAGCAACCUGCUUCCAUGGUUCAGCUUGUUUCUGUUGGGAGUACUGAUUCUAGAUUCUUUGCAGAAUGUAGAGUUUUGUCAUUGGUUUGUAUAAUAUAAAAUGUCCAUCAAAGCCCUUUUCUUUGUGUCCUGGAUUUUGGAGCUGAAUUCUAUUCUUUUGUUCAGUUAAUUCGCCCUCCUCUUCUUGUGUGGUUAUGGCCCAAUGGGGUUUAGUUCGCUUCAUGGGGUCCAUUUCAGUGUUUGUCCUCCUUUUUCCUGGAGGUUGCAAGGCUGGUAUCCAAAGUGUGGGCAAGAUCUAUCCAGGGUUACAAGGGUCUCAAAUGACUUGGAUCAAUCUUAAUGGGUUGUUUCUUACAUCUAACAACUCGGAUUUCGCGUUUGGCUUCACAACUACUGAAGAUGUUACACAAUUUCUGUUAACCAUCGUCCACUUGGGUAGCUCGAAGGUCAUAUGGUCUGCAAAUAGAGGCUCUCCAGUUUCAAAUUCUGAUAAUUUUAUCUUUGGUGAAGAUGGUAAGGUCUCUUUGCAGAAAGGGGAAGAUGUGGUUUGGGCAGCUGAUACUGGUGGCAAGAGGGUUUCUGCAAUAGAGAUGCAGGAUUCAGGAAAUUUGGUUUUGCUUGGGAAUGACACUAGUGUACUGUGGCAGAGUUUUAGCCAUCCUACCAAUACACUCAUAUCAAACCAGGAUUUUGUAGAUGGAAUGAAACUUGUAAGCGAUCCCAACUCCAAUAAUCUGACCCAUAUCCUUGAAAUCAAGUCCGGAGACAUGAUUCUUUCAGCAGGUUUCCAAACUCCACAGCCUUACUGGUCUGUCCAAAAGGAAAGACGGAUAACCAUCAAUCAAGGCGGUGGAAAAGUUGCCGUGGCAUCUCUCAGAGGAAAUUCAUGGAGGUUCUAUGAUGGAAACAAAGUGUUGCUGUCACAAUUUAUUUUCUCAGAUAGUGUUGAUGCAAAUGCCACUUGGAUUGCAGUUCUAGGAAACGAUGGUUUUAUAUCUUUCUACAAUCUUGAUGAAAGUGGCGGAGCUUCACAAACAAAAAUACCAAGUGAUCCAUGCAGCAGACCAGAACCUUGCGAUGCACAUUUUGUUUGUUCUGGUAACAAUGUAUGCCAGUGCCCUUCAGGUCUUAGUACCCGCUCAAAUUGCCGGACAGGUAUUGUCUCUACCUGUGAUGGUUCACAUGAUUCUACAGAGCUUGUAAGUGCUGGGGAUGGGCUCACUUAUUUUUCUCUGGGGUUUCUUCCACCCUCUUCGAAAACCAAUAUGGAAGGUUGCAAAUCCGCUUGCCAGAGUAACUGCUCAUGCCUUGCCUUUUUCUUCCAAAACAGUUCUGGGAACUGCUUCCUGUUCAGUGACAUAGGAAGUUUCCAGAACUCUAAGGCAGGCCCUAGUUUUGUUGCAUACAUUAAAGUUUUGAGCGAUGGAGGCAGUGGUUCCAACGCUGGAGGGGGUGGAAGCAGCAAAAAAAGCUUUCCAAUUGUUGUGAUAAUAGUCGUUGCCACAUUGAUUACCAUUUGUGGUCUACUUUAUCUGGCAUUUCGUUAUCACAGGAGAAAGAAGAAGAUGCCGGAGUCUCCCCACGAAACCUCAGAAGAGGAUAACUUCUUAGAGACUUUAUCUGGGAUGCCGAUCCGUUUUAGUUACAGAGAUCUUCAGACUGCAACUAAUAAUUUCUCAGUGAAGCUUGGACAAGGAGGAUUUGGCUCAGUUUAUCAAGGAGCUCUCCCAGAUGGAACCCGACUGGCUGUGAAGAAGUUGGAAGGCAUUGGUCAGGGAAAGAAAGAGUUUCGAGCUGAAGUUAGCAUCAUUGGUAGUAUCCAUCAUCACCACUUGGUUAGGCUGAAAGGCUUUUGUGCUGAAGGAACUCAUCGCCUCCUCGCUUAUGAGUUCAUGGCAAAUGGCUCUUUGGAUAAAUGGAUCUUCAAGAGAAACAAAGAAGAGUUCCUGUUGGAUUGGGAAGCAAGAUUCAAUAUUGCUGUGGGAACAGCAAAAGGACUAGCUUACCUGCACGAAGACUGUGAUGUAAAGAUCAUUCAUUGUGACAUAAAACCGGAGAACGUGCUUCUUGAUGAUCAGUUUCUUGCCAAAGUCUCAGAUUUUGGCCUGGCUAAGUUAAUGAAUCGAGAGCAAAGCCAUGUUUUCACAACAUUAAGAGGCACCAGAGGGUACCUUGCACCAGAAUGGAUCACAAAUUAUGCUAUAUCAGAGAAAAGUGAUGUUUAUAGCUAUGGCAUGUUGUUGCUUGAGAUCAUUGGUGGAAGAAAAAACUUCGAUCCAACUGAAUCUUCGGAGAAGUCCCAUUUCCCUUCUUAUGCAUUCAAGAUGAUGGAAGAAGGGAAACUGAGGGAAAUCCUUGAUUCGAAGCUGAGGUUUGACAAGGACGAUGAGAGGGUCUCCACGUCUAUCAAAGUUGCGUUAUGGUGCAUACAGGAAGAUAUGCAUCUCAGGCCAUCAAUGACCAAAGUUGUCCAAAUGCUUGAAGGUCUCUCCCCAGUUCCACUGCCACCUACUUCAUCACCAUUGGGCCCUCGCCUUUAUUCGGGUUUCUUCAAAUCUCUAAGUGGGGAAGGCACUUCCUCAGGACCAUCAGACAGCAAUAGUGAUGCCUACCUCUCUGCAGUACAGCUUUCUGGCCCAAGAUAACAUUCGCUGACUGUUGGUGGAAUUCUUUUGUUUAGAUGUAGAAUUGAGCUGUUCCUGCGUGUGUUUCCCGUCAGGUUCUUGUAUAUUUUUUAUAUUACUUGAAAGUUUUGUAACUCUAGCCAUUGGUAAAGCUUGAUCACUUGUAAGUUGAUCUGUAAAUGAAGAGUGUUGAUUAAGACUAAGUGAUCAGAGAAUUUUGACUCGAAACUUUGAA